This is a messenger RNA of Lethenteron reissneri (Far Eastern brook lamprey), 3953 nucleotides long. Its product is annotated as uridine phosphorylase 1-like. The record is from RefSeq and is a predicted model, not a curated record. Lineage: Eukaryota; Metazoa; Chordata; Hyperoartia; Petromyzontiformes; Petromyzontidae. Gene Ontology annotation, biological process: uridine catabolic process; nucleotide catabolic process. Gene Ontology annotation, molecular function: uridine phosphorylase activity. Gene Ontology annotation, cellular component: cytosol; cytoplasm.
UUAUAAGGCACACAGCCAAAGCAUUUGGCAUUGCAGGGGUGGUGUCUCUAUAAAGACCCUAGGAGUCCGGGUUGCUUGCCCAAUAGAACGCGUGAUCGCCAGCUGGUCAGUCGUCUUACAAUCAGAUCCUAAAAUGUCACCAAUCCUGACUCAGAAUGAAGGGGAAAACUCCAGUACAGAGACUGGGCUUGUGCGGGUGCCCAACCUCCACGUCCACACGAUGGCUGAAGAUGUGCUGUAUCACCUCGGCCUGGGAACUCUGACCCAUGACCUCCCCGCCAUGUUUGGAGAUGUUAAGUUUGUUUGUGUUGGAGGCAGCGCAUCCCGCAUGCGCGAGUUUGUGGGCAUUCUGUGCACGAAGCUCGCCCUCGCAGAGACGGUUCAGGAUCCGAUCACCGACCUAUGUGGCAACAAUGACCGCUACAGCAUGUACAAGGCGGGACCCGUGCUGGCAGCCAGUCACGGCAUGGGGGUCCCUUCCAUGUCCAUUUUGCUGCAUGAGCUAAUAAAGCUGUUGCACCACGCGCGUUGCCGUGAUGUUACCGUCAUUCGUAUCGGCACGUCGGGUGGACUUGGUCUGGAGCCCGGCACGGUGGUGGUGUCGCGCUCGGCUGUAGACGCAUGCUUCCAGCCGCAGAUGGAGCAGAUGGUGCUGGGCAAGUCUGUGGUGCGCAGCACGGAGCUGCACCCCGGGCUGGCUGCCGAGCUGGUCGCCUGUGGCCGCGCCGUGGGCGGCUUCCAAACCGUGUUGGGCAACACCAUGUGCACACACGACUUCUACGAGGGCCAGGCCCGGCUGGACGGUGCCGUGUGCACGUACAGCCACGAGGAGAAGCUGGCGUAUCUGCGCGCGGCGCACGAAGCGGGGGUGUGCAACAUCGAGAUGGAGUCGUCCGUGUUUUCCGUGCUGUGCCGUCUCAGCGGCCUGCAAGCUGGCGUGGUGUGCGUCACGCUCCUCGAUCGGCUGGCGGGAGACCAGGUGAGCAGUCCACACGACGUCCUGACGGAGUUCGCGCGCCGCCCUCAGCAUCUCGUCGUGGAGCUGAUCCGCACGCGGCUCUCCGGCCUCGAGAAGCGAUGAAGAGACUGCGCCGCACCCGGCCACACAGCACUUUGACGGCUAAAUGCGCACGACUGCAGCUGCACGAAUUGGUGAAUCUGUCAUCGCUGGUGAAUUAAAUCGUUGAUUAGUUAGAUUUGAACACAUUUGCAUGUCAUUUGCAUCAAUAAAUAGUUUCUACGCGUGAGUUUUCAACACGUGCACUUGAAGCUCAGGAUUUAAUUGCAUCAAAGAUGUCAUCAUCAUCACGGUCAGUACCGCUGAUGACAUCAUCGUUGCGCUGGGCUUGCACUGUGGUGAGGUUAUCCCGUGUUGAACGCUCAAAAUCCUGCGAUGCUCACCACUUUAAAAUAGCUGUCAAUUGAUAAACAAAAAAAUGUGUUGUACUUAAUUGAUUCAAGAUGACAAAGGGUGAUCCACAGUCCUCCCACCUUCCGAUUAAGUUACUUAAAACUGAGCUCAAGAUGAAUGAUUAAACACACAGGAAUCUGUCUGUUUAUGGAAAAAAAUAUUGCGUAACAUUUCUACUUGCACCAUUUUCUCAGGCAAACUCUGGACUGGUUUUGAAUUUGUGAGUCUCAUUGGCAAAAUUAGGCCUGUUAAACCACAUAAUUCUAGUUGUCUGAUGUUAACAAGACAUUCAUGGAUGGCUCAUUUUGCACAAAACAAAAAUGUAACAAUUAUGCACUUAAAAUAUAUAUUUUUAAAUGUGUACAGACAGACAGCAGGAUGGUAGUGGAAGUCACCUCUAACCCAGAAUGUACCUAUUUAUCCUGCAAAGCUGUAAUGUUGUGAAACUUCCGUGAGUGCCAAGGUGCCAUAUCCUGGCUUGCCAGGAGAAGGCAGUACAGUAAAUGCGGGCUCUUAGCAAUUCCGUCCACCGUAUAUGGGGGAAGAGUGUUUCCCUCUGACACACGUGAGUUUUUCCUCGGGUGCUCUAAUUCCCUCCCACAUAUAAACACUCAUGGAUUAACUUCAAACGUCUUAAUAUGUAUAUAUAGGGGACUGCACUAAUAUACGACCGAUAAUCUUCUGUCGUGGUGCAUAGCACACUUGAUUUUAUAUUGGGAUGGUUGCGGACUUUUAGUGUGACAACAUGUUUUAUUACAUUGGAUGUAUGUAACCAGUGGUAUUUAAAGUAUAACAUAGAUUUUUAUUUAAUAUUGCCAAGUACUACUUACUCCAAGUUUUAUUAUUGAGAUUGGUGUAGGGCUGACCAGCAAGAUGCAAAUGGUAAAAAUGAAAGACUUGUGUCAAUGCUGGCACCCUUUCCAUCGUCUUGUGGGUGAUGACGCUUCGUUUUCUAGUUUUUAACUCAAUUCUUUCCCUGCAAACUUACUUUGCUACUUUACUGUUAUUCUCCAUUCACCUCUGAAUAUCCCUGUAGGUUGUUGUCACCGCAACUCGCCUCGAGUUUCAUGACGGGGUUAUUUUAAUGAUUUUGUUUUUGCAGAGUGGAUAGAAUAUCAUCCGUCACUCCAGAGGAGGGCACUUGUUUUUGUAAACGGACUAAAUGUUGUGUCUACAGCAGUCAAGCUCUCAAAUAUAAACCUUUUGCAAUAUCGGCUAGUGAGGCUAAAGACACACGUGGAGGUUUAUCAUUUUACUCAUAAUGUACUUAUGGAUACAUUUAAUUUUCAAAGUAAUGCAUUUGUUUACCUUGCCUGGAAAAAUGUUAAACGCCACCCUAAAUUCCUCUGCUUUGCCCACGUUGGCCUUUCCAUUCUGGGUCUCCCCAAUCAGCCUAUGAACGCCACAAUUAACACUUUGGAUGCAACUCGGGUUAAUAUGAUUUUUAAAUGAUGGUUAACUGAAUAGAGAUAAGCUACAAAUAGCAAAAAGCACUGGAUUUUGGCUGCUCACACUAUACAGACAUAAAAUUAAAUGCAUUCACUGAUGAAUACUCAGUAAGCCUCUUGACGGAUUUAGCCAGCCUGUAUUAUUAAUCUUUAUUUAUUUAUUUAUCGUGGCACUCUAUCUUAUGUAAUAUAUAUGUAAACUACAGUGCACUUCUCCCAAGGUCCUCUACAUUGUCCCCUGCCACGGCUAACGUCAAAUGCGUGUGAUAUCCUCACUGGUCAGGGAUGCUCGCUUCAACUCCCACUCACCAGUAUGGUGAAGUGUGGCCAAACGAUACCCGCGACUAACACAGCGUGGUAUGGGAAGUCCUUUCCCGAUGCGUGCCUUUACAAAGGGCUUGUACAUGAUUAGCUUUAUUGAAGCGAUUACGACCAAAUUACCUGCAAUGUACUUUAUAGUGUCUGAGCUCGGAAGCUAAGUAGAUGUGAGCCUGGAUAUUGCUUGGAUGGGUGACCACCAUGCACAACAGCCUUUGGGGAUACGAAGUGUGGACAGCAGACAACAGUGGAGCAAAAUCAAUUGCUGUACCUGGAUGUGUGUACGUUUUUAUUAAAGUAGAUAUUAAACGUCCAUCAACCUUGGCGAUAUAGCCGGAGAGAUUUAAAGCUUUUGCUUUAAAUGUGCUUCAAGGCCUUUUCACAAAACGUACUGUCUGGUACGUGCAUAUGUCAUCUCAGGCCUGACACCUCCCUCACUUUAUGUAUGGGGUUGCAUGUGUGUUGCUUAUAUAUUGGCUGCACUUGCAGGAGGAAUGCGUUACGGAGUAUAUCUCAACACAAUGGAUUUCUUCCUGUAAGUUCGCGAAAAACCUGUUGUUAUAGCUGUCCGAUGUGUUUUCCGAUUCAUUUAAACCGUAGCCAAUGCAAUGAUUCGCGUUUGUUUUUGGGUUGGGCCACGUGGUAGUUUUAUGCAAAAAUCAUUUUCAUUAACCCUCCACUACCUGAAAAAAUUGCCUCGUUUUCAAAAACAUUAUUUAUAUGUGCCAAUGUAUUGAUCAAAUUGUUUCGAAUAAAACUCCUAACCAGUUGCUUAA